CUGUUUCUAAGUCGAAGCCCCUCUCCACAGGCCACACAGCUCAUCUCCCCCUCCACCGCCGCCGGCGCCGCCCAGCUCCCCGUCCCCCGGCCGCGCCCACGAGCAAGCGUGGGCGCCGCUCCGCGAACCGGAGCCCCGUUAGAGCCAACCACCGGCCGCCGCUGACCACUGAGCGCCCCAGCUCCGUCUCCGCCGGCGGCGAUGACCUCCGCGCACUCCAAGCUCUACUCCGAUGACGUCAGCCUCGUGGUGGUGGUCGUCGACACCAACCCCUUCUUCUGGGCCGGCGCCGCGCUCCCCUUCGCCGACUUCUUGUCCCACCUGAUCCACUUCGUGAACUCGCUCCUGCUGCUGAGCAACCUCAACCACGUGGUCAUCAUCGCCGCGGGUGUCAGCUCCUGCGCCUACGUCUUCGACUCGGGCAAUGCUUAUGCCGGAGGCACGGCAGAUGUUGCUGAAACCUUGGGCAAGGCGAGCCGCAAGAUGGAGGAGUUCAUUAAGCAGGAUGCUCGUGAGACUGCCAGCAAUGGCACCGUUGCUGAUGGCGGUGCCGCGUCGCUGUUUUCUGGCGCGCUGUCCCUUGCUCUGUGCUAUAUACAGAGGAUUUUUCGGUCUGGUACUCGGCAUCCACAGCCUCGGAUUUUGUGCCUGCAAGGUUCUCCAGAUGGACCUGAACAAUAUGUGGCAGUGAUGAAUUCAAUAUUUUCGGCACAGCGUUCCAUGGUUCCAAUUGAUACAUGUAUCGUGGGGACACAAGACUCUGCUUUCUUGCAGCAGAUAUUGUUGUCGCAUUUCACAGGCUUCAUAUAUAACAGGGGGAGUUUAUAUGAAGCCCCAAGAACUAAGUGGUCUAUUUCAAUACCUUGCUGCUGUAUUUGCAACGGACUUGCACUCGAGAACUUUUCUGCGCCUCCCUAAGACCCUGGGAGUGGAUUUCCGUGCCUCAUGUUUCUGCCACAAGAAGACUAUUGACAUGGGAUAUGUUUGUUCAGUUUGCUUAUCAAUAUUCUGCAAGUACCAUAAGAAAUGUUCGACCUGUGGGUAAGUUAUAGCUUUAUUUUUUUAUAA
Molecule: messenger RNA, 1068 nt
Organism: Triticum urartu
Lineage: Eukaryota; Viridiplantae; Streptophyta; Magnoliopsida; Poales; Poaceae
Source: RefSeq, a predicted model, not a curated record